GCAGAAGCAUAACGAUUGAGAAGCUGUACCAAGUUAUAUGGCUACCUAGCCUGAAUGUUAUAUAUGCACAAUGAACUAGCAAAUUUGACACCCAAUCCAAAUUUGCAUCAACACAUCAAAGCCACCAUGAAAACAUCCCAAGAUUCUCCCAGUUCAGAAAAGCUUCUUGAAGGUGAAGAAAAACAAUGCCUAAAAGAACCUCCAGCUAUCACUAUGAUCACAACCAAAAAACUAGCUUUCAUCCCAUUACUCUUCCUCAUCUACUUUCAAGUCUCUGGUGGCCCUUAUGGCACAGAAACCAUGGUUGGUGCUGGGGGUACUUUCUAUGCAAUCCUUGGCAUCAUAUUCUUCCCAAUCCUCUGGAGCGUUCCCGAGGCCCUCAUCACUGCUGAACUGUCCACUGCCUUUCCCGGCAAUGGUGGCUUUGUCAUAUGGACUCACCAAGCCUUUGGUCCCUUCUGGGGCUUCCUCAUUGGGUUUUGGAAUUGUUGGGACAAUGUUAGUACUUUAGUACGUAGUAGGGGUGUUACACAACCCUCAAAAACAUUACCAAAAGCAUUUCUCUCAAGUGGAUUGAUCACUUGCUUUGCUCAUUUAAUACCUCUUCUAGCUUCAAUUGGGGCUAUUAAAAUUGACCUAGAUGAUUGGGUUGAUGGAUAUUACACAAUUGUGGGAGAAAAAAUUGUGGGGAAAAAGUUCAAAAGGUGGAUUAGGAUUGGAGCCUUUUUAUCUGGUAUUGGUGUUUUUCAGUCCCAGCUGAGCAGUUGUUCAUAUCAGCUGCUAGGUAUGACUGAAUUAGGGUUGUUACCAACAUUUUUCAGUGCACGGUCCAAACGGUUCAACACUCCUUGGGUGGGGAUUCUGAUAUCAACUGAUAUCGAUCUUAAUUUCAAGUAUGAAAUUCAGACAUGUCACAUCAUUAGUGAAUGUUUUCUACAGUCUGGGGAUGAUGUUCGAAUUCGCAGCUUUUAUUUCCUUGAGGAUGAAGUUUCCAGAAGUGGCUUCAAAGUUCCACUUACAAAGCUGAGGAGUCUGAUAGCAAUGUGCUUCAUUCCAUUUUGGUUUUUAUUGUAUGUGGUUUUUGUUGGGCAGCCAAUUGUGUAUUUGGUGGUUGCUUUGCUGACCAUGUUGGGCAUUCUUUGGUAUUACUGCAUGAGGAUAGUGGCUUGACUUCAACCAUGUUAUAUAUGAAAAAGCUAGCAGCUUAUGAAAAUUUGGGGCAAGUAUAUUGAUGUUUCACAAUGGUGGAGGGUCAACGCAGCUGCAUAUCCUAUUCUUUCCGAGCUGUAUAUUGAUGUUUCACAAUGGUGGAGGGUCACUAGCCACUACCAUCAUAAAGCCUCUAAAUCCAGCCCUACCUUCCAUCCAUUUAUUUUGUACAAUUCCAUUUACUUAUUUCCUCAUUCACUUCAUGAUUUUUUUUUUUGCAAAAUUAUGCCUACAUUAUAUUAUUUCAAUAAGAAAAAUUAAGUGGAGAAAAAAAAAAGUUAGCUUGGUUAUCUUUGCUUUCCCCUUCUUAGCAUAAGGUAAGCCCUCAAUUUCUAAAGGCUUGGUAAGAUAGUCUUAUCUCUUGCGUUCAAAACCGCAGUGUUGAUUUUUAUUUCUCCACUUAAUUUUUUCAUAUUGUAAUAAUAUAAUAUAAGCAUAAUUUUGUCACAAAAAAAAAAAAAGGAUUAUGAAGUGAAGGAGUAAAUAAGUAGAUGAAAUUGUACAAAAUAAAUAAAUAAAUAGAUGGAACGGGUGUAAAUCGGCAGUUUUUAUCAAAAUGAUUAAUUUUUGCAAUUGUACUGAGGUGUAAAUUGACAACUAUUGUCAAAUUUAGAGUGUAUUUUAAUAAUUAUGUCAUUAUUUUACGUAUA
Molecule: messenger RNA, 1859 nt
Organism: Rosa rugosa (rugosa rose)
Lineage: Eukaryota; Viridiplantae; Streptophyta; Magnoliopsida; Rosales; Rosaceae
Product: probable polyamine transporter At3g13620
Exons: 1
Coding region: 55-1170 (371 amino acids)
Biological process (GO): transmembrane transport
Cellular component (GO): membrane
Molecular function (GO): transmembrane transporter activity
Source: RefSeq, a predicted model, not a curated record